UAAUACAAAAUUGAUUUUGUUUUACGUUUUAAUAAUGUUAAUUAAAAAAAAAUGAAUUAUAAUGGUAAUAAGAGUGUUCAUAUCGCAAUAAAGUUUAUGUAUUAUGCAAAACUAUUUUAACGUUUCAAUAAACAACUGUACUGUUAGCGUAACUCUAAUAUAAUAUCAUUUUUAUUAUAGCUUUAUUUUUGGUUAAAAAAACUUUCUAUUUUGUUCUCUGAUUUGUUGCUAUGGUCACGCAUGCAAAGCGACAGUAAACGAACGGUCCUCAGCUCUCGGAAAGCCCAGGAUGGCAGCGCAGUGGUCAACGGUAGAGCGGCUCAGGGUGAUCAGUGUGCUGCAGGACUGUGAGGACCAGCUGGCAGUGCUGGGGCACAUCAGGCCCAAAACCUGCGUGGGCCACCUGGAGAUGCAGGAGCAGCGAAAUGGGGUGACCCAGCAAAUCCAGACAGAGGAGGCAGGGCUGGCAAAGUCCAAAAAGGAAAUGAGGUCACAGAGGGAGUCUGAUGUAAUCUCAGAGAAUAAAGAGCUGUCACCUGAACCCCUGGCCCAGGUGGAGUAUGACAGGAAUUUUGUGGCUCAAGUGAUCACGAAUCUGCUGAAGGAGUUGCGGGAGACCGGAACAUUCCACAGUCUGCUGUCCACCAUAGAAGAGGAGAAGAAGAGGAAGGCCCGCAUCCGGGACUUCAUCCUCAGUGAGGAGGAGGGGCGGCGCAGGACCAAGGUUCUGCAGAGGCAGCUGCUGGACAUCCGCAAGGAGAAAGUGCUGGAGCUGCAGCGACGUGAUGAAAUGAUAGCCCACCUGAAAGAUCAGCUGCAGGAGACAAAGGCCAAGACUGAUCUGGAGAUGAAGUAUGUGGCCAAAAGCUCUGAGCUGCAGGUUUACCAGGAACAAAAGCUAAACUCCAUGAAGGAGAAGGAACUGGAGGCUGAGAUCAAGAGACUGCAUGAGAUGCUGGAGGAGGAGAGACUUUCUCACAUCGAGUUGGAGAGAUUCCUCAAAGAGGACCAGUUAGCCCUGGAGGAGAAGCUGGAGAUGUGGAUGGAACGCUAUGAGAAGGACAUGGAGGACAAACAGCAUGAGCUCAACACCCUGAAGAACAACAGAGCCAGCAACCUGGCCCGCCUGCAGGAGCUGGCCAAGAAGUACAGGGAGAGUGAGCAGGUGGUGAUCGCAGACAGGGUGGAGAAGGAGAACCUUCGCAGAGAGCGAGAGAAGGAGGAGAUGGAAUGGGCUUUCGCCAUCAAGCUCCAGUCCUGGUGGCGCGGGACCAUGGUGCGGCAGGGCCUGGGCCCCUUCAAGAAGGGCAAGAAACCCAAAGCUAAGGAGGGCAAAAAGGGCAAGAAGAAGAAAAAGAAGUGAGAGAAUCCUGUUUUUCAUGAAGCAGCGUCAGCAGCACAGUUUCCUUUCACGCGUGCGCCAGCACAGUGCUCAAACUGUUAAAAUAACCCCAACCUCAGCGCUCCAUCUCAGGGGUAUCUGAAAAGGGAAAUGUAAUCUAGUCAAAUUCCACAAAGCUUUAAUCAGUGUAAUGUUUCUCGUGUUGAGGUUACAAUGCGUGGAUGAAUUAUGUUUUAGAUGUGUGUGCAGUUUUACCAAUACAACAAAUCAUAACCAUAAUAACUCAUAACUAAUUAGAAUAGUAUUAGAACUAAUAACUAAUACUGUAGUUAUCUAGAUCAAUGGUUCCCAAUCUGUAUGCUGGUUUUCGUUCCAACCACACAAUCUCAGAAUUUUAACAAGCUAUUAUUUUUCUUAAUUAGGUGCUUUUCAUGUUUAGAGGGAUUAUUUCUCCUCUUAAGCCACAUUAUGUCUGAAAUAGCUAUGCAUGCCGUGAAGAAUAAAUGCCCCAUGUUCAUGUUACGCUUAUUCUAACAGACCCGAAAAACACACAAAGGCAGAGGUGGGAAACUUUUAUUGAUACAUUUAAAAAUAACAGCCAAUGUUCAUUCCAGAACAUUGUUUCAUUUUUUUUUUCUCCUGUCAUUUUAACCCAAGAGAGUGCUAGUGGGGUGCGAGAGGGUGCAUUUCAUUAGAAAACACGGGAAAAGUAAAAACGAAAAGUAAAAAUGUUUGGCUGUAGGAGGGGGCUGUUGCAAAGGAAAGUCCUUUGGGGUAAACAGAAAGAGCUACAUACUUAUAAACGUAUGGAAUGUAUUUAUUUACUGUACAGAGUCAUGCAGGGAACAACCCUGCUGUAGUGUCACAUGAUCGCUGCAAGGAACCGCCCUACUCAUGUAAAAAAAAUCACAAGAAAAAUCUAUACAUAAUUAAAACAACACUUGUAACAA
This is a messenger RNA of Anguilla anguilla (European eel), 2292 nucleotides long. Its product is annotated as dynein regulatory complex protein 9-like. The transcript has 10 exons. Bases 290 to 1363 code for a protein of 357 amino acids. Gene Ontology annotation, cellular component: cytoplasm; sperm flagellum. Lineage: Eukaryota; Metazoa; Chordata; Actinopteri; Anguilliformes; Anguillidae. The record is from RefSeq and is a predicted model, not a curated record. Gene Ontology annotation, biological process: cilium organization; sperm axoneme assembly. Gene Ontology annotation, molecular function: protein binding.